AUGGGUGGCGAUCUCAACUUGAAGAAAAGCUGGAAUCCCGUUCUGCAAAAGAACCAGGAACGAACAUGGCUGGCCGAAAAGAAAGCGCUCGAAGAGCGCAAACGCAUCGACCAGAUGAUGCGCGAGCGUCAGGAAGAGCGACAAAUGCUCGAGAUUCAACAACUCCAAGAGGCCGCUGGCGGUAAAAAGCGUUUAAAUCGGGUCGACUGGAUGUAUUCGGGUCCUUCCAGCGGACAACUCGGAACGACUGAGGAGAUGGAAGGAUAUCUAUUGGGAAAGCGCAGGAUUGAUGGGUUGAUCAAAGGAUCAGAGAAUCAGAAACUGGAAAAGGCUGCGGCGGAGGAUUCUUUUAUGGCUUUGCAGCAUGCGAAUACGGCGAGGGAUACGGCUGCAAAGAUCAGGGAGGACCCUAUGCUGGCGAUUAAGAAACAGGAGCAGGCUGCAUACGAAGCAAUGAUGAAUGACCCCGUGCGGAGGAGACAGUUGAUGCAGGCUGCGGAGAAAGAGACUGGAUCUGCAGAGAAGGAACGCAGACAUCAUCGUCACAGACACCGACAUCGAGAUGACGAAGAUAAACGAUCGCGACAUCGUUCAAGGCGACAUGAUUAUGACGACGACCGAACACAUAGGCGACGACGUGAAGAUAGCGUAUCAGGCUCUCGGUCUCGGUCGCCAGUGAGACAGUCGCGCUCCCGACGUUCUCCCUCUCCAUCCAGACACGCAUCUCGACGCUCUCGGUCGCCUCGUCACGAGCACCGUGUACACCGCGAAAGAUCAUAUUCCCCACCGCCGCGAAGACGCGAUCGCUCUCCCCGGCAGGAUCGGGACAGAGACCAUGAGCGAAACGACAGACGACGGACAUGGCACCACAACUCACGGCCGGCGCCUACACAGCGCGAAACACAAGCAUCUUCUAAAUCUGCAGAAGAGGAGCGAGCAGCCAAACUGGCAGCUAUGCAACAAAACGCAAAUGACUUGGAUCAAGUGCGAGCUGGUCGUCUAGCAGCUGCAGAUGCGCGAGAGAAAGCCGAGCGUGAAGCAGACGAAGCAGCUCGCGCUCGGUCGAGCAAAGAAGGUGGUAAAGGAGCUUUCUUGUCGAAUAUUAACAAACGUGCUGGUGAACUGGAUCUGUCUGAACGGCUUCAGCGGGGGCGACGAAAUGUCGAAAAGGAGCAAGAGGCGUACUAA
Molecule: messenger RNA, 1188 nt
Organism: Talaromyces amestolkiae
Lineage: Eukaryota; Fungi; Ascomycota; Eurotiomycetes; Eurotiales; Trichocomaceae
Exons: 1
Coding region: 1-1188 (395 amino acids)
Biological process (GO): mRNA splicing, via spliceosome
Cellular component (GO): U2-type spliceosomal complex
Source: RefSeq, a predicted model, not a curated record